AUGGAUGAUAAUUUAUCAAAGGAACAAUUUGAUCUGAUUAGGAAGAUUCUGAGAGAGAAGCCUGCUCAAGAAGAGAGGCCAUUGAAAAGAAAGAAAAGGCUAACAAGGAGUUCAACUGUUAAUCGGAUUGACAAAAAUGAUGGGAAAGUGGUUGUAAUAGACCUGGAUGCUGAACCUGUCGAUAAAGAGGUUUCAACUAUUGUCGAACAAGAGCCUAUCGUGCUAAGUAGUGGCGAUGAGCAUACCAAUGAUAAGAAUCUUAAUCUAGAUGGAGAUGAGGAUAAUAGUAUUGCCACCUCUCUAUAUGGUUAUGAUGAUGAUGAUGAUGAAGAUGACUUCGAUUCAGAUGAAUUCGAAGAUGUUAUAGAUUCCGAGGAACUAGACACAGGUCAAGAUAUUUCAAUCACAAUUGACACCGACAAAUAUAAGAACCAACAAUCAGUUUCAAAAAGGAAACGAAAUGUAGAGAGAAACGUAUGUAGCAAUGAAGAAAGAAAGAGCCGUAAAGAUGAUCACAAAUUGUAUCUAAUAUGCUGCCUAGUGUCAGGUUACAUAAGAAAUGGGUGGAUUAAUAGUCCAAAGUUAUAUAAAAGGUUAUCGAAAUUGAUUCCAGAUAAAAUCUUCGAAUUAUUACAUCCUAAAAAGGAUGAAGAGAUGCCUUUAAGAAGUACCAGAAAGCUCCUAGAUGGUUUGAAAAAAGCUAUGGAAAUUUGGCAAAAGCAUUGGAAGAUAAUGAAAAAUUAUGAAAAUGUUAGUUAUUAUAUGAGAUUGUGGAAUGAGAUACGAGAACCAAAAAACUCGAAAUCAAAAACAAUCAUUAAACAACAGUUCAUCAAACAGAUACUUAAAGGUAUUGGAGAUCAUGAUCUUGCUGCACAAGGUUUUGUUGCAUUAUUAAGGUCCUGUGAACUAAAUGCAAGGUUAGUGAUGUCUUGUCAGCCGCCAGAUUUCACUAAUCUAAAAAAAUCUGAACCACUUUCUAAAGUUCAAAUGAAUGAGGAAAUUACAAAAUUUCCAAUAUUUUGGUGUGAAGUUUGGGAUAAAUUUGGAAAAAAAUGGAUUACUAUUGAUCCAAUAAAUUUUAAGACGAUAGAACAAGUAAGACUGCAUUCAAAACUGGAACCAAAAGGUGUAGAAGCCUCAAAACGAAAUAUAAUGAGAUAUGUUAUUGGAUAUGAUAGAAAAAAGGGAUGUAGAGAUAUAACAAGAAGGUAUGUGCAUUGGUAUAACUGUAAAUGUAGAAGAAAGAGGAUUACAAAAGAUGAAGAUGAAGAAAUUUGGUAUCAUAAGUUAAUAGAUUCUCUCCAUAAAAGAAAAAGAACUAAGAUCGAUGAUUAUGAAGAUAUUUAUUUUGAUCAAAGAGAUCAAGACGAAGGUAUGCCAGAUAAUAUACAAGAUUUGAAAACUCACCCAUUAUACAUCCUAGAACAAUCGCUAAAACAAAAUCAAAUAUUACGUAGUGGUUGUAAAGAAUGUGGCUUCCUAAAGCUUCAGAACAAAACUAAGGGCGUUUUAAAGGUUUAUCUACGUUCAGAUGUUAUAGAUUUAAAAAGUUCGAGGGAGUGGUAUAUGAAAGGUAGGAUUCUGAAAAAGGGUUCUAGGUGUCUCAAGAAAAUCAAAAAAAGGAGAUUUAAUCCCAUUGAAGGAUCUGAUGAUGAAGAAAGACUAUAUCCAUAUGAAGACACAGAGAUGUAUAUUCCUCCUCUGGCUAAUGAAGAUGGUGAAAUAGUAAAAAAUGCUUUCGGAAAUAUUGAAGUAUUUACACCAUCGAUGAUACCCCAGAAUUGUUCAUUAAUUGAAAGUCCAGUUUCUAUUAAGGCUGCAAAAGCUAUAAAUGUACCAUUUGUUAAAGCAGUCACAAGUUUUAAGUUUGAGAAAGGUAAUAAAGCAAAACCAGUUAUCACAGGAGUUGUCGUUGCAAGUUGGUUUAAAGAUGCAGUUAUUUCUGCAAUCGAUGCAAUUGAGUAUUCUGAAGAACAAGAGAAGAGACAAUCAGAAGAACUAAGGGCUCUAAAGGAAUGGAAUAAAUUGUUGCUAAAACUAAGAAUAAAGAAUGAUUUGAAUGAAUCAUAUGGUAAAAUCAUCGAGACUAGAAAUUCUGAUACAAAUAAUCGUGAUAAUGAUAUUGAGAAGGAAUCUGAAAGUGGUGGAUUCAUCAUACCAGAAAAAAUGACAUUAGAAGAGGAUCAUGGUGCUGUACAUAAUAGCAUGGAUGACAAUUCAGAAGAUGACACACCUAUGGGAGGUUUUUUACCAGCACAGAACCCUGCGCUCAAAGAAAAAGAUCGGGAUAUGGAUACAGAAACUCAUUAUUUAUCAGAAGAGGAGGGGGGAUUUCUUCCAAGGAGUCCUGAAAUAAUCGAAUAUGGGGAUGUUAAAGAUAAUAUCAAUUCAGAUACAGAUGAUUAUCAAAAUCAAGAGAUCUCUGAUCGAGACCCUGUCUCUCCUUCAAAGGACGAAAAUGAUUACAAUGAUUUCAUGGAUGAGAUUGGAUUCUAA
Messenger RNA from Vanderwaltozyma polyspora DSM 70294, 2499 nucleotides. RefSeq names its product Rad4p (gene RAD4). The record is from RefSeq and is a predicted model, not a curated record. Lineage: Eukaryota; Fungi; Ascomycota; Saccharomycetes; Saccharomycetales; Saccharomycetaceae. Gene Ontology annotation, cellular component: XPC complex; nucleotide-excision repair factor 2 complex; nucleus. The coding region runs from base 1 to 2499 and encodes 832 amino acids. Gene Ontology annotation, biological process: nucleotide-excision repair; mismatch repair. The transcript has a single exon. Gene Ontology annotation, molecular function: damaged DNA binding; single-stranded DNA binding.